Neocloeon triangulifer is the source of this 1408-nucleotide messenger RNA. RefSeq names its product delta-sarcoglycan. The transcript is spliced from 6 exons. The record is from RefSeq and is a predicted model, not a curated record. Bases 51 to 893 code for a protein of 280 amino acids. NCBI's taxonomy places the organism in Eukaryota, Metazoa, Arthropoda, Insecta, Ephemeroptera, Baetidae. Gene Ontology annotation, cellular component: sarcolemma; sarcoglycan complex. Gene Ontology annotation, biological process: heart contraction; cardiac muscle tissue development.
GCGCCGCACAGAGCGCACACUGCGUGCGGCGCCACACUCCAGCAGCCCGCAUGGACUCGCAACACAGUGAGGACGCAAGAAGCCCAGGGGGCCCGGUGGGCAUCUAUGGGUGGCGGAAGCGGUGCCUCUACUUGUUGAUCGUGGUGCUGGUGGCGGUGGUGAUCGUCAAUCUGUCGCUCACCCUGUGGCUGCUCAAAGUCAUGCAGUUCUCGUCGGAAGGCAUGGGCAGAUUAAAAGUGGUCGAUGACGGUCUUCAGCUGCAAGGACGUGCGAUGGUGCUGGACUCUUUGAUAGCGUCAACAAUUCGUUCACGUCCCGGGACACCCAUAAGCAUAGACUCAUCGCACAACUUCUCGGUCAACGCCAGGGACCACUUGGGUCGCACGGUCAGCAGACUUAUACUAGGAAGCGACCAGUUUGAGUGUCUGGCGCGGGGAUUCCGAGUCACCGACCCCAAAGGAGAGGUGCUUUUUUCAGCGACGAGAGGGGAGGUUGAAAUUAGGGCAGAAACCCUGCGAGUCACCGGAGGGGCGGUUUUCGACGGAAGUGUCCAGACGCCCAUGGUUCGGGCCGACUCUGGUUACGAAUUGAAGUUGGAAUCUCCAACAAGGUCGCUUCACGUGAAAGCACCUCAGGGUGUCUCAAUUGAAGCCCGUGCAGGUGAAAUCAGUGCAAAUUGCUUGUCGGACAUGAAACUCCAGUCCGUUGCAGGCACGGUGCGUCUGGAGGCGGCCAACGUGUUUAUGCCAGGGCUUCGGGAGGCGAGCAGGGGCAGCGGACAGAGCAGUCGCGCCACUCAGGACGUCUACCAGUUGUGUGCGUGCGCGAACGGACGCGUUUUCCUCGCGCAACCGGACGUCGCGUGUGCCGCCGACAGCGACGUUUGUCGCUAAAUUUCUGCAGCUUACAAACAAAGACCUCUUCCGUCAAUUAUUAUAUCAAAUGCAAAAGAUGCCUCUUAUGUGAACGGCUGAAAGAAGUGCAAGUUCUGAAGUGUUUUAAGUCUGGAUUUUUUUAUUUCAAGUGAGGAAACAAAGUUUUUAUUUUUGAUCAAUUUAUUUAAGUCUAGUGUGUAUGAAUAUAGACUGAAUUUAUUAUUAACAUAUCGUUAUAUUAUCAAAAUCAUAAAUUUGUAAAAAUAAUAGAAUUUCAUCAAUUUAUUUCUUUAAUUUGUUAAUCUUUGAAAGCUGGAUAUACAUAUUAUAGAGUUUAGUUUGUUGAUGUUUUAGUUAGAUGAGGACUGUCUUUCUACUGAAAAUUAAUUUUGAAAUGUAUUAAAAAAAGAUGGUGCUUAACUCUUCUUUUUUACUGAUAAACCUAUAAAUAUUUCCAUUUCUCUAAUAAGAUACACGUUAUGUGAAAACUAACACGACGAACCGCUUGUUUUUAUGUAAACGCUCGCAAUAAA